This is a messenger RNA of Zea mays, 927 nucleotides long. Its product is annotated as Bowman-Birk type bran trypsin inhibitor. Lineage: Eukaryota; Viridiplantae; Streptophyta; Magnoliopsida; Poales; Poaceae. Gene Ontology annotation, molecular function: serine-type endopeptidase inhibitor activity. The transcript has a single exon. The record is from RefSeq and is marked validated. Bases 13 to 630 code for a protein of 205 amino acids. Gene Ontology annotation, cellular component: extracellular region.
GUAUUUAUUUCCAUGCGCCUGCGAAUGAAUAAUCAUCAGCAACAACUUCAGGCUUGGAGAAAGAAGAAAGGCAUAGCAGCGGGCAGCGGCAUGGGCACCAGCCCCGUCAUCCCUGCGACGAUGCUCUUCGUCGCUCUUCUUGUCGCUGUCUGCUUCGGCGCCACCGCCGCCAGGUCCAGCCACGCCCGCCACACCGACGCCGACGACGCGAUUCGUCUCCCCAGCAGCUUUGGCGCUGGUGGUCGACCGUGGAAUUGCUGCGACUCCGCUAUCAAGGACGCCUCCCUGCCGGCGUGGCGCUGCAACGACGUGGUGGACAAGUGCUCCGCCGACUGCCAGGACUGCGAGGCGUCGCCGGCCGGCGACGGCUUCGUCUGCGGUGACUUUAUCUUAAGCCUGACCGAGCCCCCGGUCUGCACACCGAGGCCGUGGGACUGCUGCGACAGCGUGGCCUGCACAAGGGACUACAUCCCCAACUGCAUGUGCCUGGACAAGGUGGAGUCGUGCUCGAGCAACUGCGAACGGUGCGAGUUUCUGUAUCAUUCGGACCCUCCUCGCUUCCAAUGCCGAGACAUCUUCCACGGCUAUCCUGGUCCCAAGUGCAGGACAUGGAUCAGUACGAGCAACUAGCUCAGCUCAGCUACUUGCUAAAAGUAGCGUAGCGCAGCGCGCGCGGCUACUUGCUAGUAUACGUACGUCCACAAAUAAAAAUAAAAGUGGCUAGCGUACAAAGCUAACAUCUGGUUGUUCGUCCCGACAUGGACGAUUAGCCUAGCUCGAUCGCUAGCUGCUGCCACUCUCGUUCGAUUUAAUUUCAUCCCCAUGUGUGGCGGUGUAGGGAGUGUGGAUAUGAUCAUCCAAUAAAGUAGUCUACUGAAAAUGAAUAGUCGUUGAUCAUAUUAAUAUACAUCCAUCUCAUUUUGUUCA